Messenger RNA from Suillus discolor, 3660 nucleotides. Its product is annotated as CHAT domain-containing protein. The record is from RefSeq and is a predicted model, not a curated record. The transcript has 6 exons. Lineage: Eukaryota; Fungi; Basidiomycota; Agaricomycetes; Boletales; Suillaceae. Gene Ontology annotation, molecular function: protein binding. The coding region runs from base 264 to 3554 and encodes 1096 amino acids.
GACAGUCACUCUGCACUUUGUUCCCUCGAAUACAACCCCUCCCUCUCGUCGAAGCUCCACAUUCAGAUGUUUACCGUUAACGAACAUCCACCGACCAUAUGGAAAUACACGUGCAGCGUGACCUGAACCCUAGGCCUUAAUCCCCCACUUAGCCGAACUCUAUCCACACUUCCCAUAUCCUUACACCCAUCUUCCCUUCCCAUCCAUCCCGUCCACCACUCUACCCAUCCUCGAUCCUCAUCAUUUUGCUCCAUCGCAGCAUCAUGCCUGGUAGCUCAGAAAGCCGGUAUAUCAGAGUUGAAGUCAUCGGCGGAAAGAAUCUUCAUGUCCCCUCUUGGCGCAUUCCCGCUGGCAUUUACGUGUCCAUCAAUGUCGACUCAAGGAGACGCUGGAAAUCGGCCAUCAGUGUCCUAUCAUCUGAUAAAUCUGUGGCGUGGGGGGAUACCGUAACUCUACCAUCAAAUGCCUCGCCUGCAUUGUCAAUAGAGAUCAGGGCAUCCUAUGAGCUUGGUCGAAUGCUAGGCGGUGGAGAGGUCAUUGGGGGACUUCAAAUGUCGUGGGAUGAGGUACUCGAUCAUGGAGAUCACCCAUUUGAUCUGUCUUUCCCAGCCGUGCGCGAUGUCCAACCUUCCAUCACACUGAAGGUUGCUGUUGUACAUGCUUGCGACGAUCAAAAGGGGGCACUGUUUGAUUCCCUCGUAGACUGCGAGAUUGCUCGAGACGCAGAUGCGGGCCACGCACAAUUUGCCUCAUACAGGGAAUGCGAGAAUCUGAAUGUCUCUCACUUGAACGAUGCUAUGGAGCAUUUUCAGUCGGUUUUAAACCAGUGUCCGGUCGGCCAUCCUGACCGCGCAACGGCUCUCACCAACCUUGCAUGGGUUCGCCUUAAAGGCUACAUCCGAAAUCAUAUUCAAGACAUUGAUACUACCACUUCCAUGUUCCGCGACGCCCUUGCAUUGCGUCCGCGGCACCAUCCCGAUCAUCCCUUAUCACUAUAUAAUCUCACAGAAGCACUCGGUUGGCGCCACUCCAAGAAAAAUACUGCUGCAGACAUAUGCGAAGCCGCCCAACUCUAUUAUGAGCUACUGCCUCUCUGUCCAGAGGGCACGUACUUUCGUAGCAUCGCGGCAGGGGAAAAUGGUAUUGAUUAUGUGAUCGGCGGAUGCAACGGUCUUCCAACAGACGCAUCCCAUGAAGGCAUCCAACUUCGAAGAGUCGUCCUCGAGCUCUGUCCUAUGAGCCAUCGACUUCGUCCCAGAACCCUCGACGAGCUUGCACAAGCAGUUAAAGCACGGUUUGAUCAGCACGGCAGCAUCGAUGAUCUUGACGCGAGCAUACAGCUUCGUCGUGAAACCGUGUCACUGACCCCCGAGGGACAUGCUGACCGUGAUACCUACCUCAACAAUUUGGCUCGCUCACUCAUGUCCCGCUUUAAACACCAAGGCAAUCCUAAUGACCUCGAUGAGGCCAUCUCUUUGUACGAAGAAGCACUGCACCUGUGCCCUGUUGGGCACGAUUCUCGUGAUUGUUCAUUGGACAACCUAGGGGGCGCCCUUGUCUACCGUUUCAACAAACGCGGCGAUAUCGAAGACUUGACCCGAGCUAUCAGCCUCUAUCGCGAGGCCCUGACGUUGUCCCCACCUGGUCAUCCAAGUCGUGACACCACGCUUAACAGCCUUGCCCACGCACUCCAAAACAGAUAUGACGAAUCGCAAGUCAGCGAGGAUCUCAACGAGGCCAUUGCUCAGAAGAAUGAAGAUGUUGAGGAGGCCAUUGCUCUUUGCCAAGAAUCAUUGGCGGCUCUGUCUUCACUGCACCCGGACAGGCACUUCAGCUACAAGCGGCUGCAGGAGGCCUAUUUGUCUCGUUACCGGAUUCUACACGAUGCUGCUGAUUUGUCACUUGCAAUAGAGAACUUCAGACUCGCAUCAAGACAUUCUACUCAAGGGUUCCCACAACGCAUCAUUGGCGCAUUCAAUUGGACCGUUGCAACUGAGCGGCAUGGUCAUGGAUCCGCGCUGGAAGCCUACUCGACAUUUUUCGAGCUUCUGGAUGCUCAUUUAGCCACACGGUCUUCGGCAACUUCACGGCGCGAAGCUGCCGCUGCCUUCCAUUACGCUAGAACGCUCCCAGCAGAUGCAGCAUCAUGUGCCAUCCGCUGUGACAAUCUACCACAUGCAGUUGAGCUUGUGGAGCAGGGCCGUGGCCAGCAAUGGUCGCUGGCCUCCCGACUCAGGACUCCAGUUGAAGCCCUUGAGUCAACGAAUCCGAAACUGGCGCAUAAUUAUUUGGAGCUGAGCAAGCUCGUUUCGAGUGCGGCCCAGAGUUCUGCGACAAUCACCGACAGAGCUGCUGCUGAUCGGGCAGCAAUGGAGUACAGGAAACUUACAAGGCAAUGGGAAGCUGCGGUUGCUCAAAUACGUGAUCUUCCGGCAUUUUCGCGGUUCCUGCUCCCACCUCUGUAUGCAGACCUGCAAGCGGCAGCGCGCCAGGGCCCGGUCAUCAUCCUCAUUGCGAGCCAAUACUCAUGCAGCGCCAUCAUCGUCCCGACGUCAGGAGACCCCCAUCAUGUUCCCUUGCCAUCUGUCACUCUCGCAGAUCUGACCAAUCUCAAGAACCGCUUCGCCAGGGCAAUACGACACGCAUCUACCAUUGGCCCCAAAGUGCCGCGAAAUGAUCUAAUAGUCCUUUUGCGGACUGUAUGGGAUGAGAUCAUGCUACCCAUCAUCAACGUCCUCCGGCAUAACCUGAAACUAAAAUACUGUCGAAUCUGGCUGUGUCCAACUGCAGCCUUCACAUCUAUUCCUCUCCACGCAGCUCACCCGUUUCGAACCGACCCAGAUGGCUCUAGGGAGAAAUGCCUGGAGGAUCUCUACAUCUGCUCUUACACGCCCACACUUUCGGCUCUGGUCAGAUCCAGACAGAUGAUGAAGAAGCGCGUCACUCCAUCCUUCGUGACAAUCGGACAAGGUCAACCGGGUGCAGGAAAAAGCAAGGCGCUCUUGGCCGUCGACAGCGAGCUCGAGCUUGUCCAUAAGCUCGUCCCUGCGACGGCCAAACGCACUAGUAUUUCUGGCGACGCAGCCACACGAGCAGGUGCGCUCGAAGCUUUGGAGCAGAACACCUGGGUGCACCUAGCUUGUCAUGGCAAGCAGGACCCAAAGCAGCCUUACAAUUCGCAUUUCGUCAUGAGAGACGAAGAUCUGACGCUGCUCGAUAUCAUGGAAAGAGAUAUUCCACACGCCGAGUUCGCGUUCUUAUCAGCGUGUCAUACCGCUGUCGGGGAUGAGGAGACUCCCGACGAAGUAAUUCACCUCGCAGCUGGUCUUCAGUUUUCGGGGUUCAAGAGCGUCAUUGGGACGCUGUGGCAGGUCGACGACUCUGUCGCCAAACACGUCGUCAAAGCCUUUUAUGAGAAUAUGUUCAAAGAUUUGAAGGAUGGAGGUGUGAUGGACUGUACGAAGGCGGCCUGGGCACUGAACCGUGCCACGCACGCCGUGAAGACGAAAGUUCCGCUGGAGCAGAGGAUGGUUUUCGUCCAUAUCGGUGUGUAGUUCUACUACGUCGUAUUGCUGUCGUGUGGUACAUAUUCACAAGUUGUUGAUUUGCGAUCCUCAUCAAACUCGACGAGGAGACGAUGGUGGUGUUCACCCGACCAAC